This is a messenger RNA of Erinaceus europaeus (western European hedgehog), 2384 nucleotides long. RefSeq names its product solute carrier family 19 member 3 (gene SLC19A3). Gene Ontology annotation, cellular component: plasma membrane. NCBI's taxonomy places the organism in Eukaryota, Metazoa, Chordata, Mammalia, Eulipotyphla, Erinaceidae. The record is from RefSeq and is a predicted model, not a curated record. Gene Ontology annotation, biological process: transmembrane transport; vitamin transport. The transcript has 7 exons. Gene Ontology annotation, molecular function: thiamine transmembrane transporter activity. Bases 365 to 1849 code for a protein of 494 amino acids.
GCAAGCUCCGCCCCCCCAUUCUCACGAGUCCACCCAGCUUCCCAGAUCACGCGGGUUGCUGCCCCCCUCCCCGGGGUAGGGGGGUGCUGUUAACCCCAGUAUCCAGCAGUUUGAGGAGCAGAAAACCCUCUUCUCUAGUGGGAUUCCAAAGAGGGCAGCACCAGGAGAGGGUGGACUGAGAAUGAGGCCACCCGAAGGAGCUGGGCUUUGGUACACCAAGCCAUCACCCUUGACAGCUCAGUCCUGAAGGAGGAGGAUUUCAGGCUCCAUGAGAGCAAGGGACAUUGGGACUGGGACUCUCAGCUGCUAGCAGCAGGAAGGAAUAGAUGCUGUUGCUACACACUCAGAUCACAAAGGAACAGCCAUGGGGUGUUUCCAAACAUCUUGGAGUAACUCUUGGAUUUAUCCCACUGUGAUCCUCUGCUUAUUUGGGUUUUUCUCCACGAUGAGACCCUCAGAGCCUUUUAUUAUCCCAUAUUUGACUGGACCUGAUAAGAACCUGACCAACACAGAGAUCACAAAUGAGAUCUUCCCCGUGUGGACAUACUCAUACCUGGUGCUGCUGCUUCCCGUGUUCAUCCUUACGGAUUACGUCCGCUACAAGCCGGUCCUCAUCCUCCAGGGCGCGAGCUCCAUCGUCUGCUGGCUGCUGCUCUUGUUUGGCCAAGGGGUGGUGGCCAUGCAGGUGCUUGAGUUCUUCUUCGGGAUAGUCACUGCCACAGAGGUGGCUUACUAUGCCUACAUCUACAGUGUGGUCAGCCUCGAGCACUACCAGAAAGUGAGCAGCUACUGCAGGAGCGUCACGCUGGUGUCCUACACCAUGGCCUCUGCACUGGCCCAGCUCUUGGUGUCUGUGGCCAAUGUUCCCUACUUCUACCUCAAUGUCAUCACCCUGGCCUCUUUCUGUGUGGCCUUCCUCCUCUCGUUCUUUCUGCCCAUGCCUGAGAAGAGCAUGUUCUUUCACGCAAAGCCCGGCAGAGAAGUCCAGAAGUCACCCAGCACGAGGACGGUGUUGAGUGACACUCAUGAGCGUGAAGCAGUCAGGCGGAAAGAGAAAACCCCUUUGGAAAUUCCCCCCAUUUUAGGGGACCUGGAAGAUGACCACAUGAGCCAGCUGAAGCCCAGACACACUGCUCUGAGGGUCUUUGUCCAGUGGUUCCAGGACCUGAAGGAGUGUUACUCCUCAAAGCAUCUUUUUUACUGGUCCUUGUGGUGGGCUUUUUCUACCGCAGGUUUUAACCAGGUUGUGAACUAUAUUCAAGUCCUGUGGGAAUACAAAGCACCAUCUCAGAAUCAUUUCGUGUAUAACGGGGCUGUAGAAGCAAUCGCAACCUUUGGAGGAGCCAUGGCCUCCUUGGCGGUGGGUUAUGUGAAAGUCAACUGGGACCUCCUGGGGGAGUUGGCUCUGGCAUUCUUCUCAGUGGUCAGUGCCGGCUCUCUGUUUCUCAUGCAUUACAUCAGCAACAUCUGGGCGUGCUAUGCUGGUUACCUCAUCUUCAAAUCCAGCUACAUGCUCCUUAUCACCAUAGCAGUAUUUCAGAUUGCAGUUAACCUGAGUGUGGAACGCUAUGCCCUGGUGUUUGGAAUCAACACCUUUAUUGCCUUGGUGGUUCAGACCAUUUUAACUGUGGUCGUGGUGGAAAAGAAAGGCCUCAACCUGCCGGUCAGCACUCAGUUUUUAGUUUAUGGGAGUUAUUUUGCCAUCGUUGCUGGAAUCUUCCUAAUGAGAAGCAUGUAUAUUAUCUACUUAGCCACGUGCCAGAAGAAAGUGCAAAACUCUGCUGAGAGUCAGAACCCGUAUGAACCACAAGAGGAACCGAGGGAUGCCGUUGUGGGAACAAAGUUCUAGUGUUGUGUGAACCACUCCAGUACCUGAACGAACACUCUUCUGACAAGCUGAGCAAGGACUCUUAGCUAAAUGUUUUUGAGUGGCAGAAAUUGACCCAUGUUAUGAGUCUGGACUCCAGUGAGCCUUUUCAAAAUCUCCCCAGAAUCACAGCUUUAGGUCAGACGUCUUUGUGUCUCACUGAAUAGGAUGUAAUCCGCACAGUCUUCACCUCAGUUGAACAACACUGGAUAGCAGAGACUGGGAAAUUCUGGUUUUGAUCACAUGCACUAAAACACACCAGGAGAAAUUUUCCAUUUAUCAUAGCACUGAUGCUUCCCAUUUGUGAGCAAGAUUACAAAUGCACUGGCUCCAUUGUUUGGUUGAGAUAUUUACUAUAUUACUUAAAAAAAAAAAAAAAAAAAAAAAAAAGCAGGCCGGGCCAGGGGUAGAUAGCAUAAUGGUGGUGCAAAAAGACUUUCAUGCUUAAGGCUCGGAAGUCCCAGGUUUAAUCCCCCACACCACCAUACACCAGGGCUGCGCAGUGCUCUGGUAAGAA